UGAGACAUCAUCUACUCACACGCGAUCUCCGUCACACGCCCAGCCUCAGCACCAGUGCUCGGCGUCUCCGUGGGCUUUUCUCGCCCUCCGUCCUCACCGUGAACACCAGACGCCGUGGGAGGGGAUGAGGCCUUCAUGAGACGGUCGAACCCGCCGCGGGACCUGGUUCUUGUGCAGCCUCGGCCGGCUCCUCGCGCUCCGUUAUGUCUUUGAGCCUGCUCCCCCUCUCGCCAUGCCCGCCGCGCGCCGCCGCUCCUCCUCCUCCACCUCCUCCUCCUCCUCCUCCUCUUCCUCACCUCCUCCGCUGCUGCUGCUGCUCCUUCUGCCGUCGCUGCUUCUGAUUUCGUGCCUGGAUGAGGCGGUGGGAGCAGCGGAGGAGGGCGGCGGCCUGCCCUCCUCCUCCUUCUCCUCUCCCGGGGACAAUAGCCUCGGUGCCGCCGUCGGAGAGCCCACCGCCCCGGGCACAGUGAUGGGCCCCUCCGCCCUGAUGGCAGAGCCUCAGUUCGCCCUCAAGGUCCUGGUGCGGGACCAAGUGACCAGACAGCCUCUGUCAGGGGCCUCGGUGGACGUUUACAUCAACCACACGCUGACGAGCUCUGCCAGGACAGAGGAGACGGGGGAGGUUCUCCUGUGGGUGUCCUACAGUCCAGGCCUCAGCCUCACUCUGCUGGGCAUGAUGGAAGGCUACAUCCCCAGCCCCCUGCCUUGGAGCACGACCAGGAGGCCCAUUUUUUCGGCUGUGACGAUACCGCUGCUCCCUCACAGCCAGGGCAACAUCUGGCUGUUUGAAGACUCUGUCGUCAUCACCGGGAAGUUACCAGAUAGCUCAUCCCAACCCAGAGUUAAAUUCCCCAAGAACCUCCUCAUGGUCUCUGAUAAGGCCAAUGUCUCCUCAGUGACUGCAUACCUGACUGUACCACAGCGCCACCUAGCGAAAGAUUGUGUCAACUGCACCCCAGGGGUCAUCAGCAACAAAUCAGUGUACAGAAGCAUUGAGCUGAAGGCAGUGGCGGCCAUCGACGUCUUGCUCUACUCCAAUGGUGAAGCACUGCAGAUUCGUGGACCCAUCCAGAUCAGCCUGCCUCUGGGACACAGCACCCACCUGAGAGCCUCUGAUACUGUACCAGCCUGGGCCUUUAACCUCAAGACUGGUGCAUGGGAGAACCAGGGUCUGGGGGUCGUCAAAGCCGUUGGGAACAACCUGAUUUGGACCUACACAGCCUCCCAUCUGGGCUACUGGCUCGCUGCCCCCCUGCCCUCUCCAAAUGAUUACAUGGGACAUGGUAGCUCUCUGGAAUUCCUGUCAUACCACACCUACCUGCUGUUGGGAAUUCUGGCCGGAACGCUGGCUAUAGUCAUCGGGUUUCUGUCGGUACUGCUGUGUCACUGCAAAGGUUCGCAUCGAGAGCCCAGGAGAAGGAGGGCUCGCUUCUCCAAACUCACUGUGGUGAAGAAAGACCAAACCACCUCCACCCACAUGGAAGAGGGUCUGCUGUUCCGCUCCGGAGAAAACAGCCUUGCUUCGUGCAGUGUCCAAUGUGAGCCCUUGUCCACUCCGAGACACAAAACUAACUACAACAUCUACGUGGAAGACCCGGGGAGUCGCCCGGCAGCUCCUCUUUACGAGAACAUCGCUUCAGAUAGGAUGAAAGGUUCUCAGCCGCUGCCGCCUCAUUACAUCAACAGCGAAGAAGUGGCUCGGCUUCGGGAGAAGACGGAGCAGAAUCGGGCCAAUAUGAACUCUGAAAACUUCUUCCAAGAUAAGCUCGUUCAUCUCUAUAACCAGCCGGUGGCCAUUAUUCAGGCUCCGGAGCUUUUCAGUUCUCAGGAGCAGCAAUUAAAGUCUGCGACGUUUCCCCGCAAUGGAGUUGAGUAUGAUGGUCACUCUGAACCUGCAAGCAAAGACAGCUACACCCAGACACUACCCAAAGUUCCACAUCACCACUCCCAAGGUGGAAGCAGCCCACAGCAGAGCAACCAAGAUGACCCCCAGCCCCUAGAGAUUCCUCUACAGGGUCAGGGCCCUAAUGCCGUUUGGGGUCGCUACAGUAACCUCCUGGAAUCCUCUGUCUCGGUGCCUGGGACCUUAAACGAGGCAGCAGGUAUGGAGGCCUUCAGUGGUGGGCACGGUGUGCCCGGCGAGCUCCAGGGGAUUUCAGAGCGCACAUUGUUGGAGUUGACCCGAGGCAAGUCCUCCUCAUCCCAUCCGAGGGCCUGGUUUGUCUCACUAGAUGGAAAACCAGCAGCACAAGUACGCCACUCCAUCAUUGAGCUCCAAACCCGCCACCGCCCACCCAGCAGCAACGACACCAGCCUGGACUCAGGAGUGGACAUGAACGAGCCUCAGCAGAACAUCCGCGAGGCAGAGCGUGACCGGCCUUCGAUCAGGGCCUCCUCCUUGCCGCACCACAGCCGAGGAGGAGGACGCUACGGCGAAGAGCAGGACCUGAGCAGCAGUGAAAGCGGCAAUACAGCGACCUGCACGCCAGAAGAUCCUUCCCUGAGGAACAUUUUAGACGGGAGUAGUGGAGCUAUUCCCAAUAUUCCUGAAGAGAGAGAUGGCAUGGAUACAUCUAGCGCUCAGGAGGACAGCGAAUCCCGAGGUACGCCACCUCCACGGCGCCUGAGGAAGGUGAGGGAGAAAGGGAAGACAGACAAGAGGAGUACGAAGCAUGUGCGUGAGGGAAGACCUCUGACGAAGAGAAGUUAGAGCAUAGCUUUCUGCAAACAUUAAGACAAGCAUUGUACUUCAUCAGUGCUUAAUUUAAAUUACUCUAAGUGACACGUGGAAAUGAUGUUCAGGUUUUCAUAAAAGCAGGAAACACGGUACACUCGUACAGGUUUUGGCCUGGAACAUGUUGCAAAAAUGCUUUGUGGUCAAGAGGCAACAACCACAGCUUGAAAAUUAAGCUAACCCCAGUCUUAGAUGUCAAUGCUAAUUCAUUACAAAACAAUAAAGUAGAUGCUAGUUCCAAUUCACUUAUACUGAACUGUUUUUUCCGCUAAUACGAUUUUAUUCUACUCUCUUACUCUAGUUUUGAUUUAGAAAUUACACUUAUAAGACCACUGAAUGAGUUUGUUACACAUAAAUAACAAAGUUUACUGCUUUAUCGUGUUAGAUGACGCUCUCGCUCUGACUUCAACCCCAGCUUAUGAUUCCUAAAAGCCAAGCUGGCAACACCAAAUGCUUCUAAAUGGACAUCCAGAAGUCCAUGGCUGUUAGAAGAGGUGAUGUCUACCCUUAUUAUGAAAGUCAAAACACAGUAUCUGUUUGUGCACAAUCACAGAAUUCACCAUUAACUCUUCACCUGAACAGUGUAUGAUGAUGUUGUAAUCCCAUUCACCUAUUCUGUGUCAUGGUUGGCUCAGGAAAUAUAAUGCACAAGAAAUAAUUCCGUUACAAUGGGAGGUGACAUUGGCUUCACAGCUCAUAGGUGUUUUUGCGACAGUUCCAUUUUGGAAAUGUUCACGGCCUAAAACUAUACAAAGUUUCAUGUUUUUAUGAAAAAACCACCAUCGUGUGACAUUCAGCACAUAUCACCUGGAGUUUCCCAUGAACCAUUUCACCAUAAUGAGCUACCGUCAUCACAUCAGUACUUCAUGAUUUGUUGGUCCAAAUUAGUUUUCACUUGUGCUCACACAGGCAUUGUUGUUGUUGAUUUACAUGAUUGUACAACUCUGCCAAAGAAUGCAUAAGCUAGCUCAAGAAAUAACGCAGGAUAUAUGUCACAUUUAAACAUCAUUUGCUGCUGUUAAGACAAGUUUGUGCACCAUGUUAUCUCAUUGUCCCAAAUCUGAAGAUCACCAGCGAGAUUCUUCACAGCAAAAUGUCCGUGUGAACACGUCCCAUGGUCCCCAGUGCUGGCAUUACUAGAGGGUGCCUUCGUUCUGCCUGUAAUCAUUCCAUAUGAUUAUACAAGGCACGCUAUCUGUCUACAUUUAGUCAAAUCUGGUGAGCUUGCAAGACAGACACAGAUACAGGUCUAUGUGUAGUGCACUUAUCCUCACCGUAAAUGCCUGCUGUAAAUUAAUAAGAUGUUGAAGCCUUUCCCAGUUUGCAGACCAUGCUGCUUCAUUAAACUUAAAAACAGACUCGGGGCUUCAUGUUAUUAUUGGGAAAUUAAAGUACUUAACUCAAGACACGAAAUGCUCCUUCAUAUUAUUUAGCUGUUGUUCUUGAUUUAGCUUCAACUGUCCAAACGCAAUAAAGCAUUAUGCAAAAGCUAGACAGAAUUUCACGUCAUUAUGUAAUAAAGCUCACAUUUUGUGAUGAUUAGGCACAGCCUGAAUGCAGUAUCCCUGCAAUAAAUAAAAAGUGUAAAUGAGCUUUUCCAGGUCUAACUCCUGAAUUUGGCAAUAUGUGCAAGAUAAAGCUAAUCCUGCUUCAUGUUUACAUGUGGUUAUUUAGACUAAGAUCAAGGUGAUUUUAAGAUUUGGCUAAUUUCAUUAAGAGGACAUUAUUUAGGUUGGUUAUGACACAGUAUUAUUGCAUUUUCAUCCAAUAAACGCCAGAUUUCACUUUUUUAAACAGCUGUAGCGUGUAAUAGUUUAUUACAAAAUGUGAGGAAAGAUUACAUACAUAAAAUGUGAUUUUUAGUCAAUGUUGUAAACGCUGGUUACAUUAUGUCCAGUUAUUGCAUAAUGCACUGUUUUAACAUAUUGGCGCAUUGUUUCUUACUAUGGAGUAAAACGCGAUGUAUAUGUAAAACUGAGCUGCCAUUUUGAAGUUCUUUCACCUGAUAUUCAAGGUUUUAAGCCUACAGUUGUUUUAGAAUGCAUGAAAAUGAAUGUUUCUUUGUGUGUAUGACCAUAGAUUGAAUUAGCGCUAACGUCAUGUUGUCAUAUUGUUCGUUGAAUUAUUUCACUGUCAAGUGUCGAGGAGGCUUUGUUGUUAUACGAAAUAUUACUCUUACAUCAAGAUUUUUCGAGUAUUGUCAACAUAAAAUACAAAUCACAAAUUAAUCCCAAUAAACACUAUCUGGAAACAAAUACUUUUGCACUACAAUAAAAGUAUGAUAGAGACAUUAAUAUGUAUUUUAGAUUUGAUAUUUACAUGAUUGUGUGUUAACGUGACAUUUGUGUUGGAGUCUUGUGCUGGGAGCUUUUCUGAUGAUAGCAAACAUUAGCUUAUAUUGCACAUUGUUGCAGUUGUAGAGGAGCAGAAGAAGGGUGCUAGGUGCAUUUCCAGAAAUGUAUUUAAUGCACAUUUUGUGUUGGAAUAUGUUUAUGGACGGAGCAAAAUUUAAGAAACCUUCCCAAAUUUGGUUCACGUAAGGUAGUUUUUGCCUUUUUUUCCCACACAAGAGUAAAUACAAAUGGAAGAAAUGGAAACACUUUUUGAAUAAAUUCUGACUCAGCAAACAUUUAACUCACAUGACUGAUCAGCUAACUGUUCGGCUGUUUGGUUCACUUUCUUGUUUUUGUGAUUUUUCAUAUUCGUUUGAUGAACCAUAAACCCUUCUAGUCUUCUACAGAGAACUCAGUGUACAGAUGUAAUAACUGAGACACUUGUUAGCUUCGAAAUAGAGUCAGCUGAAGUCAGAAAAGAGACAUUUUCCAGCUCAAAAUGGAUUCCAACACAAACUUUAAGCACACAACCAUGCACAAAUCUUUCACACUAAACCUCUGGUUAUACUGGGCAGGUCAUGUCACUUCUUUUGCCUGAAUUGAAGGGUGCAAUUAAAUUUGAUACUGCGCAACUACACAGUAACAAUUGUUCUCUAUCAUACAGUAUUAUCACUUGCUUUUCUUUUCUUUACAACAUUAUUUGGUGCCUUGGAAAUUUGCUGUCACCACCUAUAUCGCUAACUUGCUAUUACCAAUAACAACGACAUUAAACUGAAAUAUUGACUUUAUAUGCUUGAGAAGAAUUGUAACAGGUUUUUAAAUGAGAAAUUAGAUUAGCGUCGCAAUGUAGUUUUUUUCUCGUUUCACCCGUUUUUGUACGACACCAAAAUAAAAUAUGGUCGCAUCUAUCGGUCCUCUACAGCACAUCGAACAUUUAGCACUGGGUUGAAUGUCAACAAGGUGAAAUACUAAAGACUGAAGUCAUUCUCAUCAAUGAUCAAUUUUGGUAAAACACCUGUACCAGAAUCUGGGUCCACUAGCAAUAUGUACCGCCAUGUUCAAUCUGAAAUGGAAUUUUGCAACAACAAUUUUGCCAUAUUUAGUCUUCCAUCUUGGUACUACUGUUAAAUUUCAUAUGUACCUUUGUAUGUCUGAAGCUUGAUCUUGUAGCUCCAAGCAUUUGUAUUAUUUUGUGUAAAUAUAGACAAGCAGCCUUUUUGUAUUUUGUGACUGUGCUUUAAUUGUGCUGUUUUUCUUCCAUCUGAAAGGAAAGUUCGUUUAGGUACAAAUAUGUCAAUAACUGAAUGACAUAGUUUGUUUUGUUUUUUUUUAGCAGGUGCCAUAUGUUUAAUCUGUAUGAAUCUUUUCACGAGCUUAAUGAGUGAGUCUCUUUAAUGGGAGAGUACAAGAACAACUGCAGUUUUUAAUGUAGCAACGAGUUUAGCACUUAAUCAUUCAUCACGCUUACAAAGGAGGACACCUUCUCACUAGUCAUCGGCUUGAAAACAGGUAUACUUGAGUUACAACAGCAACACAAGGAGUAGUUUAUGAACACGACCCUACUGCCACUCCCGUUUUAAAGUGAUUCUCGCUGAAUGUAUUUGUGUUGAUUUCAAUGUGUUCUAUAGUGUGCUCCUCUUGUGUCUAGCCAUUGAACUUCAUGGACUUUGUUUCUUCCAAAGUGGGCACCUCUUGUGUUGACCUCUGUAAUAAUGGUAGUGUUACUAGUCUUGCCUUUUUGUGCACUAAAUUAAUAAACUUACUUGAUACUGA
This is a messenger RNA of Sphaeramia orbicularis (orbiculate cardinalfish), 6840 nucleotides long. RefSeq names its product family with sequence similarity 171 member B (gene fam171b). Bases 233 to 2710 code for a protein of 825 amino acids. The transcript is spliced from 9 exons. The record is from RefSeq and is a predicted model, not a curated record. NCBI's taxonomy places the organism in Eukaryota, Metazoa, Chordata, Actinopteri, Kurtiformes, Apogonidae.